Molecule: messenger RNA, 2437 nt
Organism: Beta vulgaris subsp. vulgaris (sugar beet)
Lineage: Eukaryota; Viridiplantae; Streptophyta; Magnoliopsida; Caryophyllales; Amaranthaceae
Product: cysteine-rich receptor-like protein kinase 29
Exons: 8
Coding region: 289-2313 (674 amino acids)
Biological process (GO): protein phosphorylation
Molecular function (GO): protein kinase activity; ATP binding
Source: RefSeq, a predicted model, not a curated record
ACACCUAAUUACUUGCACUUUCCUAGCUAGUUCCCAUCGCACACUAUAGUACUUGUGGUUCCCACUCUCUGGCUAGUUGACAUUAGUUUAUCCAUCUGCUGUUGUGGUUCCUUGCAUAAAAAUCUCUAUAUCAUUCAUACCGGAACAUAUUAUUCAAUUUUGUGUUGGUCUUCUUUUUUGAACACGUCUUUGACCUUGCAAAUUUGGAAACAUAUUCUGGAAUGGUAUACAACUAUACAAGUAUAUAUCCUAUAUUCAGAUGGCAAAGGAACAAGAGGAAGACUUACAAUGGGAAUGUCCAAAGUAUAUUUUGUUCACCUUCUUAUUCAAUUAUACUUCGUUCCCAUCAUAAUUUGCCAAACAGAUUUUACAUAUCAUUUUUGCAUCGACACAUACGAUAACUAUACUAACACUAGCGCAUACAAGGCCAAUCUCAAUACCGUCCUCUCCUCCAUAUCAUCCGACACUCAAACUGAUUCCGGCUAUUACAAUUUAUCUGUUGGCCAUGAUCCCAAUACAGUUAACGCAAUUGCUUUGUGCAGAGGCGACAUAACAGCCCAAGAAUGCCAUAGAUGCCUGAAUGACUCUGCUAAUAAGCUUCCUCAAGUCUGCCCAACACAAAAGGAGGCUGUCGGGUGGUAUGAAUUAUGUAUGCUGCGCUACUCAAAUCGCAGCAUCUUGGGAAUCAGUGAUGUACAACAUGUUUACUUCUUGAACAACGUAAAUAAUGUGAGCAAUGUUGACGAGUUCAACCGGGUGCUGGGAAAUCUACUUGGCAGCCUUCAAAGUGAAGCGGCAUCAGGCAAUUCUCUUCUAAAGUUUGCAACAGGACAAGCUAAUGUUGGAGACUAUGAUAGAGUUUACGCACUUGCUCAAUGCUCUCCAGAUUUGGGAGUUCAGAGUUGCACAAAUUGUCUUGGCUCAUUAAUUCGUUUACUUCCAAAUUGUUGCGCUAGUAAACAGGGAUCGCGAGUUGCAGGACCAAGUUGUGCGAUUAGAUAUGAGAUGUACCUGUUUUAUAACCUGCCUAGUCCUCCUCCACCAUCGCCAGCAUUAUUCCCUCCUCCACCAUUGCCAGCAUUAUUCCCUCCUCCAUCAUCAUCUAAUUCCUCCAUCUCUACAGGAAAUGGGAGCAACACAGCGAAGAUUGCUAUCGGAAUCGCAGUUCCAAUAGCUUUGAUUGUUGCUUUUACUGUUGGCUUCUGGAUUUUGUGUAGAAAGCCCCGGAAAAGAGUUGAAGGGUCUCCUUCUUCUCACUAUCAAGAUGAAUAUGAGGAGAGCAAGAGUUUACAGUCUUUACAAUUUGGUUUUGACACCAUAAGAUUGGCAACAGACAAUUUCUCAGAUGCUAAUAAAGUCGGCCGAGGUGGAUUUGGUACAGUUUAUAAGGGAACUUUAGCAAAUAGACAAGAAAUCGCAGUGAAGAGACUUUCAACAGAUUCUGGACAAGGUGACGGUGAAUUCAAGACAGAGGUUCUAUUAGUAGCUAAGCUUCAACACAGGAAUCUGGUUAAGCUCCUAGGCUUCUGCUUAGAAGAAAAGGAAAGAAUUCUCAUAUACGAGUUUGUUCCUAACGCAAGCCUGGAUCACUUCUUGUUCGAUGUAAGCAAGCGAUCAUAUCUGAACUGGGAAACACGCUACAAGAUCAUAACAGGCAUAGCUCGUGGACUGCUAUAUCUUCAUGAAGAUUCUCGACUAAGAAUCGUCCAUCGUGACCUUAAAGCUAGCAACAUACUUCUAGAUGUUGAUAUGAAUCCAAAGAUAGCAGAUUUUGGCAUGGCGAGGUUAUUUGGAGCUGACCAAACUCAAGAAAACACUAGCAGAGUUGUUGGUACCUAUGGAUAUAUGGCUCCAGAAUAUGUACUUCAUGGAUUCUUCUCCUUAAAAUCCGAUGUCUAUAGCUUUGGCGUAUUGGUUUUGGAAAUAAUUACAGGUCGAAAGAAUAGAGGCUCUCAAAAUGGUGAAUAUGUUGUAGAGGACCUCUUAAGCUUUGUAUGGAGGAAUUGGAGAGAAGGUACAGCUACGCAUAUUGUGGAUCCAACACUAUCAACAGGGUCACAGACUGACAUUAUAAGAUGCAUCCACAUGAGCUUGUUAUGUGUUCAAGAAUGCGUCGAAAACCGGCCAACUAUGUCUUCUGUGGUGUUGAUGCUUAGCAGCGACUCUUUCAGUCUUCCUGUGCCUUCCCAUCCUGCAUUCGUUACACAUACUGCUAGUAUCGUUGUGCACCACAACAUUGAUGAUGCUAGGGACAAACCGCUAGAGAAUCCUUCAUCCAACGAGCAUUCGAUCACUGACCUCUAUCCACGAUAAGGAAAUGGGAGCAACACGUUGGAGCUUGCAAUCCUAAUCAUAGUUGCAACAGUUAUAUCUGUUGCUCUUGCAGUUGGCUUCAUUUACUUGUAUAGAAGCAAGAAGUCAUUGGAGAAGUGUGAAA